Cetraspora pellucida is the source of this 414-nucleotide messenger RNA. The record is from the annotation of a GenBank genome assembly. NCBI's taxonomy places the organism in Eukaryota, Fungi, Glomeromycota, Glomeromycetes, Diversisporales, Gigasporaceae.
AGCAUAGAACCAGAACCGAAGUAUGAUACUUUGAAGAAUUCAGUUCAUGUUUUUGGAAGAGACCAGAUACAUAACAUAAAUGCAUUCUCAAAAAGAAGAAGAGAAGAAAGACAGCAAAAUCGUACUCCACUACCAACCUAUGAAAAAGUUUUAUCAAUGCUAAAUAUGAGUCAUCAUGAAUCUUUUGUUAAUAAUAUAAAUAAUGUAAAUGAUGCAGAUAAGAAUUUAGGCCAUAAUACUAAUAAUGUAGGUAAAAAUUUAGAUAAUGCAACAUACUCAUCUUUAUCUAAUUUGGUAAAUACUACCUCAACCCCUAAAAUAUCUGCAUCACAAAAUGACAGUGAUAUUAGUAUGCCCAAUAUAGAAGGUAGCCAACCACCUUCCUGUAUGAAAAAUAUAAAUGAAGAGGAUUAG